AUGGAUAACAUUACGGUUAAUAUAAAUAAUAGUAACGACUUUAAUGAAAUUAUACAUGAAAUAAAAUCAAAACAACUUUGCAAUGAAAGUAUAAAAAGUUCAAAAAUGGCGAAAUUAAAAUUAACCACACAAAAGGUUAAUGGUAAUGAUAAUGAUGGUACAAAGAUGAUAAAUGAAUUCGAAGAAUAUAUGAAUAAAAGAGUUCCUAACAAAAAUAAAAAUAAAAAAGAAACAACUCUACACAAAUUAAAAAGUGAACAAAAUUUAAGGAAACGAAAUUUGUCAGAUACCCCAAUUUUCCCACGCAUUACUUCAUUAAUUUUAGAUCAUGAAAAAGACAACAGUAAUUCGGACUAUUCUUAUAAAACAAAAAAUACAAAGGAUUAUAAAAUAAAUAAAUAUGUUUCUAAUAAUAAAUUUGAGAAAAGUAGCAUAUAUGACAUUUAUGCGAAAACAUUAAAAAAACUUUCAAUUGAAGAAGAAAAUAAUGAAGAAAGUUAUUACAAUGAUAGUAAUAAUAUAACCCAAGAAAAAAAAAAUAAAAAUAUAAAUAGAACAGAUAUUCACAUUAAUGAAUCAGAUACAUCAUUACAUAAUUCCACUUCAAUAUAUGAAACCCAAAAUUCGAGUAUUGAAAAAAAUAGAAACUAUCUAAAAGAAAAAGCUAUAAGAAAUAAAGAUAUAAAUAUAAAAGGACGAAAACAAAAAAGUGAUUUAAUUCAUCGAUAUAAUAUGAAUGAUUCAGAGAAUGUGAAUUUUAAUACUUCAAGGGGAAAUGAUACAAAAGAUUCAUAUUAUAACUCUUUUGAAAAUUCAAACUUAAGUAGUGAUCACUAUGCUUAUAAAAACAAAAAGAAAAAUAAAAAAGAAAAUACAUUUUAUUAUACAAAUGAAGAAAGAAAUAAAACUUAUUCCAACGAAUCAGAUUUUUCUCAUGAAAACCUUAGUGUAGAAGGAAAUGUAAAUUAUAGAAAAGGUGAUAAUAAUAACGAAAUAAAUAAUAUAGCUGAAAAUGGAAAUAAUUUAAAUGAUCAUAAUUCUUUAUCGAUUGAAAAUCAUAAAUAUAAAAAAGAGGAAGCAAAAAAUGAUCAUUUAAUUAAAAAAAAAAAAAAAAAAACCUUGAAUUAUUCUGACAAUCAUUCCGAAAAAGACGGUUCCACAAAAUCAUUAAAAAUUGGUAAUGAAAUGAAUAUGUAUCAUUCAUUAAAUGAUAAAAUAUAUAAAAAGAGAAGCGCAAUAUAUUCGAAAGAAAGUUUAAAAUAUGAUAAAUCCGACAUAACUACAACUGAUUCGGAAUAUUAUAUGAAUGAUAAAUAUCAAAAAUAUAUUAAAAAACAAAUACCUUCUAUUGAAGAUGAUUAUAAACACAAAGAAAAAUUAUUAAAAAUCGUAAAUAGUAAAAAUAUUUUAAGUAUUAGGAAAAUUCUAAUAAUAAUGAGAGAAUUUUAUAUUGGAUUUAUAGGAUUGCAGCUAAUUUAUUUUAUAACAUAUCUUUUGUUUGGAAAUAAUAGUGUAUAUUUGAUACAGAUCAUUUCAAUAUCAUGUACCUUUUUUUCAUUAUUAGAUGCUAAUUAUCACGGAUAUUUAUUAAACGGAUUCAUUGAUAUGUGUAUAGCAAUUUUUUUAAAUAUAGCCAUUAUAGAAAAUAUUGCUGGUUUUAUAACCUUACAAUCUAACAGUGUCCUAAAAAAUAUAACUAUAUCAAAUGUAGUUUUCCUCUAUUUCUUUUCAAUAUUUUCAUUUUUAAACAGCUAUUUUAUAUAUAAAUUACAUUCCCUUGAAAGGAAAAAUAUUAAAUACGUUAUAGAAAGCAUUGAAUCAAAGGUAAACAAUGAUGUUAAAAAUAAAGCAUAG
Messenger RNA from Plasmodium berghei ANKA, 1854 nucleotides. RefSeq names its product basal complex transmembrane protein 1, putative. The transcript has a single exon. The record is from RefSeq and is a predicted model, not a curated record. Bases 1 to 1854 code for a protein of 617 amino acids. NCBI's taxonomy places the organism in Eukaryota, Apicomplexa, Aconoidasida, Haemosporida, Plasmodiidae.